UAAUAAAACAAGAUGAUAUUCAACUCAUCUGAAGUAGAGGAGUUUCCGAUUUUAAGACAUUUAAAACGAGAGUUCGAGAGUAAAGCCUAUUUAGCUAACAAUGAAGUGGGAGGGACAUUAAAACAACAGCGGGAACAGUAUGAUAAAUCAAUAUCGAAUGCCAACCGUCAAGAUGUCAUUUUAAAGGAUAGUUAGUAUGUUGUGCAUGCAGCGCACGGCUUCGCUUUAUGGGCUCUUGAAAAUAUCCAAGAAAAUCUGACGUUUUCGAGCUAAGUUUUGUUCAGUUGAGGAACAUUUCUGGCUCAAUAUAUGUACAUACAUAUAUAAACAAGCAAAAUUGCGCAUUUGGGACGAAGAGCAACCUAAAGAGAUUCAAGAACUUCCAUUUCAUCCAGAAAAAAAUACGGUUUGGUGUUGGGAUUUCCGAAAGUGCCAGGCUAUUACUAUGCACUUUUUGUCCUAAACUUAGAAGACGCUUUAAUUGAUGUGUAUAUCGACUUCGACGGCACCUAUGUUGAAUAUAAUACUCGAAUUCUACCAAAAAUAGUGUUUCUUGUUCGUUGCUGCCAAAGGACGGACAACAACAUUAUAUUUAAAAACCUUUAUGUAUAUAUUUCACAACUGUUAAAUCUUACUAUUGAUGCAGUCCACUAAUAUUAGAUAUUUAUGUUCAAAUAUAUUGAAUAUACAUACAUACACAUACAUAUACAUAAACAUACUUAAAAUGCAUUGUCAUGCAAAACAAUAGCAUUCAACAGACAAUAACACAAACAUUACUAAGGAUAAGAUGUUUGCAAAUGAUAACCCAUGGGUUCUUAGGGUUAACAACUGCCUGUAAAUGUACUCACAUUAAAACAAACCCAAGGUCACAUAACAUAGGUUGAAAACAACACCAUACCAUGUAGCAUAAACAAUAUGCUACAUACAUAUGAACAUACACACAUACACAUAUAUUAAGAUAGUUAAGAUAGUUCUAAAAAUUAUAUAUAAAUACGUGAAAAUACUAAAUAAAAUCAGACUAAAAUAGUUAACGUAGAAUGAAACUCUUCUCGUAGAAUGAAACAUUCUCAGCUUUAAGCAUUAAGGUAGACAAAAAUCUUUGUUGAGUUAUAAACAUUUGGUCCUUCGAGCCUUGUCUUGAGUUGUGAUAAUUUGUGGAAUUAUAUUUGUAAAUUAAAGAAGGUUUUUAAAUAAGUUGUUUAUAAUGUCUAUGCGACCGGAUGAUCAUCGUCGAAAAUGGGAUAAGACAGAAUACCAACGACUGGCACAGGAAAGGUUACAGAAACAGACGGCUAAGGCAAAUCCAAAGGAUGAAGAACCCAUACAACGCGAGAACCUAAAGCGGCGGGACUACAAAGUCGAUCUUGACAGUAAACUGGGAAAAAGCGUUGUUAUAAACAAGAACACUCCUACCUCACAAUCUGGUGGCUACUAUUGUAAUGUAUGCGACUGUGUCGUUAAAGACUCAAUUAAUUUUCUUGAUCAUAUCAAUGGCAAAAAACAUCAACGUAAUUUGGGCAUGUCCAUGAAAGUGGAGCGCAGUACUGCCGAUCAAGUAAAAGAACGAUUUCAAGCGAAUAAAAAAAAGAUGGAAGAAAAACAAAAAGAUUACGAGCUGGAACGGCGCCUACGUGAAGCUAAAGAGGAGGAAGAACGUUACAAGGAGCAUCGAAAAGAGAAACGGAAAGAGCGUAAAAGGAAAGCCAGUGAUACCGAUCUAUUGGGUGGCGGUUUAUCUGAUGAUAUGGCAGCUAUUAUGGGAUUUUCUGGAUUUGGUUCCAAAAAGAAUUCUUAGAAGAAAACAAGAAAUUCGUAAAUUUUUGGUUUUGUUUCUGUAAUAAUAUUUGUUAUUGCAUAAAACAUUGUAACAUAAAAGCUAGUAAAAAUAUAUGAACUUGAGCAAAAGAAACGUGUGGGAAGCUUCUACUGCCACCGUCUGACAUCGGAUUACUCACGUGUGGCAACGUAGAUGACACCGGGCACUUGGACUAUGAUAGUAAUUGAAAGAUAUAAUUGAAAUAGAAAACAUAUAUUAAUAUUUAUAAAACUAUUUUAUAAGAAUUUAAAACAAAACUACCAUAACUUACCAACAGCGCUUUGUUUAUAACUUCGGCCGCAAAACUUCGGAGCAAUCGCGCUGGCCUCACACCACAUAGCAUUGCCGCUCUGAUAUAAUUGCAAUUGAUAAUUUCGGUGAAUUGCCUACAAAAUGUUAAAUAUUUCAGACUAAAAUAGUUCACGUAGAAUGAAACACUUCUCGUAGAAUGAAAUAGUUCUCAGCUUAAAUAUAAGUCUUUAUUUUCCCCCCACCAGUGGUAAGGAUCUUAUUUAAGUUUAAAAGUUUGAUCUUACAAAUCAAACAGUUUGAUUAUAAUUCAAACAUUCUCUUUAAAAAGGUAUGAACUUUCCAGUCAGACUGUCCCGAACAGAAUGCUGUUUUCUCCAUAGUCUACAGCUUUUAGGUUUGCAGUCACUUUAACAUAUUAUACUAUAGUACAUUAUAACAUGAAUUCUCGAAAAAUGUUGCUUAUAGUGAAUAUUCAUACACAUGUAUAAUGAAGCUCUCCACAGACACAGCUUCAACCAACUUUCGGCGUAUUUUUAACUCCAUAAGGUGAUAAGGUGUGACAUUAGUUUAUACAUACAUAUAUACAUAUAGUAUGUUAAACAGCUGUAUUUUCAUUUAGCAGUAACUAUUUUCUGCUAACAGCAAUUUCAUUAGCAGCGUCUUACGCUCAACUUGUGCUCUCUUCUGCUAGUUUUUUGGGUUAAGAAACACCUUUCCGGCAGAUGCUACUGAUACAUAUAGUUAGCACCACAGAAAUAAACUUCAUAUUGGUGUCUGUGUGUAUAUACAUAUGUAUAUACAUAUAUUUAUUUAUUUAACUAUAAAAGUGCAGUAGCCGACGGAAAGAAAUUUUAUUGUACGACUUCUGAUGAGUAUAUACAAUGUAAUGCAAAGCAAACUUUACCAGACUCAUUAUUAUCAAAUUAUACGAUUUUAAGUACACUUAAGAGGACAAUCUAAAAAUUGGUUUUAAAUUAAUUAAUUAAUAUUCAUGACAUAAUAUAUAACGACUCGCACUUAUACUAAA
Bactrocera dorsalis (oriental fruit fly) is the source of this 3095-nucleotide messenger RNA. RefSeq names its product zinc finger matrin-type protein 2-like. Bases 1205 to 1795 code for a protein of 196 amino acids. The record is from RefSeq and is a predicted model, not a curated record. Gene Ontology annotation, cellular component: U4/U6 x U5 tri-snRNP complex; spliceosomal complex. Gene Ontology annotation, molecular function: nucleic acid binding; zinc ion binding. The transcript has a single exon. NCBI's taxonomy places the organism in Eukaryota, Metazoa, Arthropoda, Insecta, Diptera, Tephritidae. Gene Ontology annotation, biological process: mRNA splicing, via spliceosome.